Molecule: messenger RNA, 2936 nt
Organism: Colius striatus (speckled mousebird)
Lineage: Eukaryota; Metazoa; Chordata; Aves; Coliiformes; Coliidae
Gene: LPAR6
Product: lysophosphatidic acid receptor 6
Exons: 1
Coding region: 618-1640 (340 amino acids)
Biological process (GO): positive regulation of Rho protein signal transduction; phospholipase C-activating G protein-coupled receptor signaling pathway
Cellular component (GO): membrane
Molecular function (GO): lysophosphatidic acid receptor activity
Source: RefSeq, a predicted model, not a curated record
CGAGAGGCUGCUGGGGCGCAGGACGCCGGGGCUGUGCUCUGCAGGAACAAACACGCUCUGGAAUUUCAUUUCUGCCCUCGCAAGCAGCUCGCUUCCCGCCCCGUGGGGCGAGCCACAGCCAGCCAGCGCGCAGCCAAAGAGCUCGUUUCGCAGAAAGAAGACUGAGAGAGAAACACCAAGUGCCGAUGCUUUGCAGCGGCCAGGAAAUCGUCUCCUAAAGCACACCUUCCCCAGCACAUUCGGAUGGACAAGGCUUCACCACCACGAGCUGCAGCCAGGAAUAAAGCAGAAAGUUCUCCGACGGCUUCACUGAACCGACGGGGAGAAUGGAAGUAAGCAAGCGCCGGGAUGACCUCAUCUGCCACAAAUGACAUGUUUUUUGACUUUUGAAGGCUGGCUAUGUGAUUACAAAUAGCACUUGGAAGAGAAGAGUGACCUCCUGGAGAUAUACUUCCCUGCUUACAGAGCUGGUGUUCCUCCUCUGAAGCUUUACAGUGCACCAAACUUACCAAAGCACACAGUUCAAAUACAUCUGUUCUUCCGGAAUCAAAACAAAAGUUGCAACAAAGAUAGCAGAGAAACCUCCAAAUCACAGGAAUUUUAAGCAUACCAUUAUAAUGGUAAGCUCUAAUUGUUCCACUGAGGACUCCUUUAAAUAUACUUUGUAUGGGUGUAUCUUUAGCAUGGUCUUUGUUCUUGGCCUCAUAGCAAACUGCGUUGCUAUCUACAUUUUUACUUGUACGUUAAAAGUGCGAAACGAGACUACGACUUACAUGUUGAACUUAGCAAUAUCGGAUCUGCUUUUUGUGUUUACAUUGCCCUUCAGGAUUUAUUACUUUGUGGCGAGAAACUGGCCGUUUGGAGACAUUCUUUGCAAGAUUUCCGUCACUCUCUUUUAUACAAACAUGUAUGGGAGCAUUUUAUUCCUGACUUGCAUAAGCGUGGAUCGCUUUUUAGCUAUAGUACACCCCUUUCGAUCCAAGACUCUCCGGACCAAAAGGAACGCAAAGAUUGUGUGUGCUGCAGUGUGGAUAACCGUGUUAGCAGGCAGCACACCAGCGAGCUUCUUCCAGUCCACGAACCGACGGAAUAAUACCGAACAAAGAACGUGUUUUGAGAACUUUUCGGAGGACACGUGGAAAACCUACCUAUCCCGGAUCGUUAUCUUCAUCGAAAUAGUCGGGUUUUUUAUCCCUCUCAUCUUGAACGUGACCUGCUCUAGCAUGGUCUUACGGACUUUGAAUAAACCGCUUACAUUAAGCCGGAAUAAAUUAAGCAAGAAAAAGGUACUCAAAAUGAUUUUUGUCCAUUUGGUGAUAUUCUGCUUCUGCUUCGUGCCUUAUAACAUUACCUUAAUACUUUACUCCCUUAUGAGAACACAGACCUGGAUUAAUUGCUCGGUGGUAACUGCAGUGAGGACCAUGUACCCCAUCACUCUGUGCAUCGCUGUUUCUAACUGCUGUUUUGACCCUAUAGUCUAUUACUUCACGUCAGAUACAAUUCAAAACUCGAUUAAAAAGAAUCGGUCCACUAGAACACGGGACAUCAGAUUCUCCGAAACGCCGGUUUCGGAAAACUUCAUUCAACACAGCCUUCAGAGCAUAAAAAUGAAAAUAUUUGACAGUGACUCUACCAUAUAAACUGUAUUAAAAGACUAGUGGGACUAAACUGGAAUGAGAAGCCUGCACAUUUCUUCAGCUGUGGAAACAUAUCAUGACACGUUAAUGUUACACUUCAUAUCAGAAAAGUCUGUGAUAAGACUGUAAAAGUGUUAAGCGUAAUAGUACACAGAAAAAGUAUUUUAAGAACUUAUGGCAAAUGUCUUGCUCUGACAGGUUGUAUGUUAGAAAUGAACUUUUGCUUUUGGUUUAGGUUAACUAAAGUCCAGAGACCGUCUGUCAAGUCAAACACAAGAGAAAAUGUGGGUUGUUUUUGUCCUGAAGUUAAAGCAAUUGCUCAUUUCUGAUGAUUAUAUUAGCUUCCCAGUUACUGAGGAUGGUGGUGAAACUACAUGGUUUACACUGGAGGAUACAGUUGCUGAGGUAAACAGUACUAUAUUGACCAUAUCACUGCAGCUACUGUGCCUGCUCCCAAGUCUUUCCUCCUCUCUUACUCCUCCCUCCUGUUGUUCUCCCUGCACCUUCCUUCUUAGGGAUCAUUACAUUCACAGGAGGCUUUGAUCAAUGGGCUACAGGAACUUCAUUUCUCCUGGGGUUUAUCUGAUGAAAUAUAUGCUCUCUCCACAAGCCUGGCCCCCAUAAAGCAAUUAAAUAUUCUGGUAGUUUAGGGCAUCUGGAAACAACUCAGACAAACUGGUUUUUCUUCUCACCUCUGUCUCAGAUGUCUGUGUAAUUAUAACAAAAUAACCUCUGACUACUAAAGUUAGUGCUUUAGAUACAGUACCACUUUAUUAAACUCUUUUGUGAGAAGUUCUUCAACUUGACUUGACGUUUGAGCAAAACAACAGCCUCCAAAUAAGGAAAUUCAGUCUCAAAGUCGUAGUUUCUUAGAAAAACAAGACCUUUACUAACUAGAAAUGAGCAUGUGCAUCAACCCAAACACUUCUUCUAGGAAGCUAUUUGGUGUCCUGUAAAGAACUCAAGACACAGUGAUUUUUAGAGUGAAACUUCCUCUCAAUCUCUGUCUCCUAGAAAUACUUUUAAUGUGAACACUUAAAACUUCAAAUGCUAUUUUCCUGUAAACCUUAUAAAGUAUAAACAUAAAUUAUGCGGGGCUAUGUGCUGGCAAAAUUACACUUCAAAAAGUCAAAGCCAGGUAAAAGGAGAACUCUAUGUGUAUUACUGUUACAAACAGGAAGAUAUAGGCAAUAGUGCUUUAAAACAUACUGCUGUGUACGUUUCAUGGCUGUUAGAACAUUGUGUACAUUUUUCUCAAGAUUAAUUUAACACUGCUGUAAAAUUGAAUAAAUAUUUUAA